This is a messenger RNA of Cynara cardunculus var. scolymus (artichoke), 2287 nucleotides long. RefSeq names its product serine/threonine protein phosphatase 2A 57 kDa regulatory subunit B' theta isoform-like. Gene Ontology annotation, cellular component: protein phosphatase type 2A complex. The transcript is spliced from 3 exons. NCBI's taxonomy places the organism in Eukaryota, Viridiplantae, Streptophyta, Magnoliopsida, Asterales, Asteraceae. Gene Ontology annotation, biological process: signal transduction. The record is from RefSeq and is a predicted model, not a curated record. Bases 553 to 2130 code for a protein of 525 amino acids. Gene Ontology annotation, molecular function: protein phosphatase regulator activity.
CAAUUUAGAUCGUUUUCAAAUUCAUAUAACUGAUCCAAGAUUCAUCUUCUUCUACCCUUUUUGUUCUUGAUUUCCUUCCUCACAUCCUUCUUCACCACUUCUCAACAAAAACCCCACGAGAAGUCUUGAUUUAACUUUUUAAGUUAAAUUAGGAUCUUUUUUCUUGAUUUAAAGGGGAUUUCUUGAAAUUGGCUUCAAAAAGAUGUGUUUCUGUGGGAUGAUUUGAUAUCAAUCCCACCUUCUGUUCUUGAUAAGAAGCAUUUUGUUUAUUGUUUAGGGUUUUAUCAAGAAAAUCCAAGUGGGUUCAAAAGAUAUGUGUUUUUUUGGGAUGAUUUGAUAUCAAAUUAUCAAUCCCAACUUCUGUUCUUGAUAAAGAAAGCAUUCGAUUUAGUGUUUAGGGUUUAUGUAUCAAGAAAAUCCAGUAGUUUCAAAAUCAUGUGUUUCUUUGGGAUGAUUUGAUAAGAAUCCCAACUUUUGUUCUUGAUAAGAAAGCAUUCGAUUUAGUAUUUAGGGUUUAGGGUAUCAAGUAAAUCCAAGUUUCUUGUUUAAGUGAUGAUCAAUAAGAUAUUUAAUCGGCUCCCACGGAAGCCCCAUAAAUCUAGCGAGAAUCGAGAUGGAGGAAACUCGAAUUCGUCUUCAAAUACGUCAACAAGUUCAAGGAACAACAAUGAUGUAGCAAAUACUCGAUCUAGCAGCUCGAAUGCUCCAUCCGUUCAUCCCUCGAAUGCCCUAAUUCACACGAACAGUAAGCUUCUCCAAUCUCAAAAUUCAAAAUCGAAUGGCCGUUCGCUAGUUUCCGACACCUACGAGCUUUUGCCUAGCUUUAAAGACGUUCCAACCUCCGAAAAGCAGAAUUUGUUCAUCAGAAAGCUGAAUUUAUGUUGUGUGGUGUUUGAUUUUACUGAUCCAACGAAGAACUUGAAAGAAAAGGAGAUCAAACGACAAACUUUGGCUGAACUCGUUGAUUAUGUUUCUGCGGUAAAUGGGAAGUUUUCGGAAACCAUUAUGCAAGAAAUCGUGAAGAUGGUUUCUGUAAACAUCUUCCGAAGACUUACUCCUCAGCCUCGAGACAACAAAGUGUUGGAAACUUUCGAUGGUGAAGAAGAAGAACCGUCAAUGGAUCCAUCUUGGCCCCAUCUCCAACUGAUCUAUGAAUUCGUUCUAAGAUUCGUAGCAUCACCGGAAACCGAUCCGAAGCUCGCUAAACGAUACAUUGAUCACGGGUUUGUUCUAAAAUGGCUAGAUUUGUUCGAUUCGGAGGAUCCACGAGAGCGUGAAUAUUUGAAAUUUGUCCUCCAUCGAAUGUAUGGAAAGUUUAUGGUUCAUCGGCCGUUUAUCAGGAAAUCGAUCAACAAUAUCUUCUUUCGGUUUGUUUUCGAGACCGAAAAACAUAACGGGAUCGCAGAGCUUUUGGAAAUCUUGGGCAGCAUUAUCAACGGUUUCGCGUUGCCAUUGAAAGAAGAACACAAGUUGUUCCUCGUUAGGGCUCUGAUACCGCUUCACAAGCCGAAAUGUAUACCGAUGUAUCAUCAACAGAUAUCGUAUUGCAUCACGCAAUUCGUCGAGAAAGAUUGCAAACUCGCGGACACGGUUAUCCGGGGUUUGUUGAAGUAUUGGCCGAUCACAAAUAGUUCGAAAGAAGUGAUGUUUUUGAGCGAGCUCGAGGAGGUUUUGGAAGCAACGCAGCCUCCGGAGUUUCAAAGAUGUAUGGUGCCGUUGUUUCGCCAAAUCGCUCGUUGCUUGAGCAGUUCACACUUUCAGGUGGCGGAGAGAGCGUUGUUCCUAUGGAACAAUGAUCAUAUCGAGAACCUAAUCCGACAAAACCGGAAAGUGAUAUUGCCGAUCAUAUUUCCGGCGUUGGAACGGAACACGAAAACACAUUGGAAUCAAGCCGUACAGAGCCUGACGUUGAACGUACGAAAGAUCUUCUCCGAUGCCGACCCUCAACUCUUCGAAGAAUGCUCGAGAAAGUUUAAAGAAGAUGAAUCCCGCAAAGAAGAAACGAAAUCCAAACGGGAAAUCACGUGGAAACGGCUUGAAGAGGUGGCGGCUCUGGGGUCGGGUUGCAGUAACGAACCGGUGCUCUCGUCUCAGAAGUCGAUCGCGAACCAUGUUACGUCAUCCGGCUAGAAAACAAGCGUUUUCGGGAUCGGUUUUUGUUGCGGGUUUAGGUCGUUAAUCGUUACGAAUGAAGGAAACAAGAAUUUGUGUACAUACGAUUUGGCCCAUUUUGAAAUUAUUGUUUGUUUUUAGAUGAUUUAUGAAAUUUACAUCUCCUUUUCUUGGA